Epinephelus moara (kelp grouper) is the source of this 1753-nucleotide messenger RNA. RefSeq lists its product as uncharacterized. Gene Ontology annotation, cellular component: sarcoplasmic reticulum; membrane. Gene Ontology annotation, molecular function: signaling receptor binding. The transcript has 11 exons. The record is from RefSeq and is a predicted model, not a curated record. Bases 369 to 1646 code for a protein of 425 amino acids. Lineage: Eukaryota; Metazoa; Chordata; Actinopteri; Perciformes; Serranidae.
UCUGUUCCCCCCUCACCCUACCCAGGCUCUCUGCUUAGCCUGGCUCUUUCCUUCCCCUGCCUAGCUUUCCUUUGCCCCACCGUCCCCAGACCCCCCUCUGCAAUGCUGCCGCAUUGGCAGCUCCAAAUUCUGCAACACCUGAAAAUCUUUCUUCAUUUUUGUUAAAUCUUCAAGAAGACCAACCUGAGGAUUAUACAAAUCAGACAACAAGAGUGGAAAUGGAAUAAUUCAAUUGACUAGGACACUUUUUACAGAUAAGUGGAUGCUGAUUGGAUUCCUACUGAAGCUGUGAUUGUCCAUUCACUUCUGCAUGAGGAGGCUUUGCCCCCAACUCAAAGGACUAUAACUGAAAUUGUCUGCAUAUCACCAUGGCUGAAGGAGCCUCCUCCGCAGCCGGUGGGUCCAAUGCAGCAGCUGCAGCACAGCCGAGCUCGCUCAAGUCCGCAGGUCUGGGGUUCCUCAGGAAGCUCAAAGUGUCUGCAGAGCUGCUGAUUGCCCUGGCUGCUCUCCUGUCCUGGCUGGUGGUGGGAGUGGUGAUGUUUGACUUUGUGGAGUACAAGGCCGUCCCCGACAUUCAGCAAAUUGUUACCGACCCCGUGCAAGCUGUAAACGACGCUGUUGAUGAAGUAUCCAGUCUGCUCAAUAAGUUUCAAGAAUGUGCACCUGAUUUAAGUGACCCCAUGUCCGUCGCCACCUACGCAGCAGAGGAAAUAUCGGAAGCAAAAGAUGGAGUUGUUCGAUAUUUUUCAGAUGAGGAAGGGAACUUCUACCUCAGCUAUGUGGACCCUGUGGUCAUUGGGAGACAAGCUUUCCAUUCAACGAAUGACUUCAUGGGUGGAGUUGUGGGCACCUUCAGGGACAGACUGUGUGCUAUAGUGGACACUGUAUUGGGCACUAUAUCGGGUAUAAAUAAAGGAAAAGUUGACCUUAGCUACAUAGACCCUGUGGUCAUAGGCAGAAAUGUCUUCAGUGUUACAAAUGAGUACAUGUGUGGAGUGGGGCGCUACAUCCAGGGUGUGCUUUGUGCCAUUUUGGACACAUUUCUGGAUGUAGUGAAAGGAGCUGUGGAUAUCAGCUACAUGGACCCUGUGGUAGUUGGCAGAAGUGCCUUCAGUACCACUAAUGAGUAUGUCAAUGGAAUAGUGGGCUCCAUCCGGGACGUGCUCUGUGGCACCAUAGACAGUAUACUGGAAAUAACCAAAGGAACCACUGACAUUAGCUUCAUUGACCCUGUGGUUGCUGGCAGAAAUGCCAUCAGUGCUAUUAACGACUUUGUGAGUGGGAUAGCAGGAUACAUCCAGAAUGUUUUCUGUACUAUCUUUGAUGUAAUACUGGACACAGUAAAAGAUAUCCAGAACGCUGUGGGAUUCAGCCCCAUGUCAGCUCUGAAGAGAACAGCAGAAACCGCCACAGAGCAGAUUAACAUGCUCGUGAGCUACGUCUCCACAACGCUGACUGGUGACCAAGGGAUCUUACCUGAAGUGUCCAUUGACCCCAUGAAAGUUGUGGAAGACGCUGUGUUGGAGUUCACAGACAAGAAAGAUCUGUUCGUGGCCUACAUGUCCAGUAUGCUUGUUGGUGAACAAGGUGAACCUGUUGCUCCUCCAGUUGUAAAUGUUGUAACUGAAAAAGGUUUCACUUUUUAGUAGUUUUAAUUUACCUAAAAGCAUCUUACCUGCAAAACACAUCUGAUUCUGACUGAUUCUGAUUCUCUUUGUUUGGAUGAAACUGUAGCUCCCCCAGCUGAUAUACC